Messenger RNA from Fonsecaea nubica, 2070 nucleotides. RefSeq lists its product as hypothetical. The record is from RefSeq and is a predicted model, not a curated record. The transcript is spliced from 2 exons. NCBI's taxonomy places the organism in Eukaryota, Fungi, Ascomycota, Eurotiomycetes, Chaetothyriales, Herpotrichiellaceae. The coding region runs from base 1 to 2070 and encodes 689 amino acids. Gene Ontology annotation, biological process: positive regulation of transcription by RNA polymerase II; DNA-templated transcription. Gene Ontology annotation, molecular function: sequence-specific DNA binding; zinc ion binding; DNA-binding transcription factor activity, RNA polymerase II-specific.
AUGUCAACGUCACCGAAAACUGCCGCCUGUAGGCGCACCGUACUGUCGUGCGUCAGGUGUCGGAAGAGGAAAUCCAAGUGCCUCGCCGUGGGCGCGGAAUGCAGGGGAUUCAACUCAGCGCGGGACGCUGCCAUUCCCCGAAGCAUUGUACAGCACCUUGAGAAUGAGAUUGCCAGCUAUGAGUUGAAAUUGGCGGAACUAGGUUGCGUUGACGCCGACAACCAAGAAGAGAUUGGUGGCACUGAACCUUCAGUCACAAAUCUUUCUUUCCUUGCCACGGAUGCUAUGAUCGAUGAGCCAUCGCAUGCCUCUCCUUUAGAGAUGGUGAUCUCUGAUCACCCUGUAGUCGUCGAACAUGCGACAAAUAGUCCCCCUACGGAUCCAUCCUGUCACCAGCGGAGGGGAUCGGUUGCCCGAGACGCGACAAAGGAGCGAGUCAUUGCCUGCGCUGAAAUCCAGUCGAUGAUCAACGCGACGUUACCAGUUGGUCCGUCGCUGACAGACGUUGUACGGCGCGUCCGCAUGGGUCUCACGCCGUCGCUGGUUAUCUCGCCCGAGGCGAAGGAGCAGGCCCAAAGCAAGACGCCAGCCCAGAAUCGCGACAGCCAGCCGGAGACUGACGUGUCAGUAUUAAUGAGCCUCCCGCCUCACGUCGUCCACACGUUGGUCAAAAAAUACGUGCAACGCAUGCUCCCCGUUCACCCGUUCCUCUACGAGCCGACAAUAUGGGAACAGCUCGACCGCGUACUUGCGAAGAUCCCGCGGGCUGAAGGUGGUGCGUCUUGCUCACGGACAGUAAAGCUCGACUACGACUUCCUCGUCAUUUACUUGAUUCUCUCCGUGUCAACAACCUUGGGCAGUGCAAAGGUAGGGCAAGGCGCACGAUGCAUGGCGUUCUCUGAAGCACUAUUCAAAGAAGGCAUUCGGCACCUCUCCCAGAAUGCGGCGUAUCCCUCCGACAUGGCUUGGAUUCAAGUCACCUUGCUCAUUCUGCAGUACGCAUCCAUCAAUCCAAAGUUGGGAAAUGUGUGGAUUCUCAGCGGUUUCGCCAUGCGCAAUUGUCUCGAGCUGGGCCUACACCGCGAAGUGUCAAAAAGUAUAGGUCUGGACCCCUUGACUAUCGAUCUCCGCCGGCGCAUAUUUUGGGCCGCAUACUGUAUGGAUCGGUCCAUUUGUGCGGCGCUCCAGAGACCCCUAUCGAUUCCGGACCCGGCGAUCGACACGAGCGUCAUGUCGAUGCUUGAAGACCGCUGUAUCACUUCACAUGGCCUCGAUCACCAGGGUCAGGAAACCAAGAAAUUGGCCCUUCGCUGGAUCGAGUACAGACGAGUGCAAUCCACCAUCAUUGAAGUCCACUUUCAAAGCAGGCUGCUGGAUCCCCAACAGACAUGGCAAGAAUGGCUGGCAGUGAUUGAGCGACGACUAUGGGAAUGGUAUCAGUCCGAUCUUCCUCACGACGGAUGGACCGAAUUUGCGUUGAUGCACGGCCUCGUAAUGCUGCACCGACCUUCUUCUCGCGUGCCUUUACCGUCUUCCACGAGCAUGUCCACCGCUUUCGAGGCUGCCUGCUCCGCAGCCAAGAGCUGCCGGGGACAGAUAACAUCAGGAUACUUCCCACGCCCAUGGCUUGCGGCUCACCACACCUUUGAAAUGGCCCUGGUGGUGCUUUUCUGCUUGCGACACAACUUCGAGGCGAUUGCCCUGCAGUUUACCCCCAACGAGAUCUUUGAGAUGACAAAGCUCUUCACUUCGAACUUGCUCACUAUCUCAAGCCAGGGUUGGACCGAAGUCUCAGCGUAUGCGGCCAUCUACGAAAGACUACUGAGCCCACUUUUAGACGCCAUCUUCACGCGGUCUAGACCCGUCGCAACGGCACACACCCCUGAGCAGGAGGCGGAAUUGGCGAGGCUGCUGUACCCCAGUCCCGCACAUCCGCAGGAGUUCCGGUUCGUGGAGAUAGGAGGUACCGGUGUCUCGGAGGAUCUGUUCUCGUUCGAUGCUGGUAUCUUCGACUGGGAUGACGAUCAGCUUGCGAACGACACGACUUCAUUCCCAUCCUUUGUGUUUUAA